Messenger RNA from Brassica oleracea var. oleracea, 1515 nucleotides. Its product is annotated as polygalacturonase ADPG2. Bases 91 to 1392 code for a protein of 433 amino acids. Lineage: Eukaryota; Viridiplantae; Streptophyta; Magnoliopsida; Brassicales; Brassicaceae. The transcript has 9 exons. Gene Ontology annotation, biological process: pectin catabolic process; anther dehiscence; fruit dehiscence. Gene Ontology annotation, molecular function: polygalacturonase activity. The record is from RefSeq and is a predicted model, not a curated record.
AAUCAUAAACAACAAACAUUUUCAAAAUAAUCCCAAAAAGACGACACGCGUUCCUUUUCCAAAAAUUCACUUCUCUACGUACCAACCACAAUGGCUCAUUGUUGCACAGUUCUUACCGGUUUACUAGUAUGGUCUCUUUUGAUGCUCUCAUGGUGCGAAGCUUCAAGAAACAACAUUAAUAGAUAUGAUCAUUCUUAUGGAACGUUCAAAUCCAAUAGCUUAAUCAAGCGAAGAGACGAUAUCACUCGUCUGAAAAGUGUUGCAAGAGCCUCUUUGCGGCUUCCAACCACCGUUAGUGUUUCUGAUUUUGGAGCUAAAGGAGAUGGAAAAACCGACGACACGCAGGCGUUCGUGAAUGCAUGGAAGAAAGCUUGUUCUUCAAGUGGAGCUGUAAAUCUCUUAGUUCCUGAAGGAAAAACUUAUUUCCUUAAGUCUAUUCGAUUAAAUGGCCCAUGCACAUCAAUUCUUACCGUUCAGAUUUUAGGAACGUUAUCGGCAUCUCAACAACGAUCGGAUUAUAAAGAUCUCAGCAAAUGGAUUACGUUUGACGGCGUUAACAGUCUAACGGUUGAUGGCGGGGCCACCGGAACUGUCAACGGAAACGGCGAAACGUGGUGGGAAAACUCAUGCAAACGGAACGAAGCUAAGAAAUGCACAAAAGCCCCAACGGCUCUUACUUUCUACAACUCAAAGAAUUUGAGAGUGAAUAAUCUGAGGGUGAAAGAUGCGCAACAGAUUCAGAUUUCGAUUGAGAAAUGUUCCAACGUUCAGGUCUCAAAUGUUGAGGUCACUGCGCCUGCUGAUAGUCCUAACACUGAUGGUAUCCACAUCACUAACACUCAAAACAUUCAAGUCUCCAAAUCCAUCAUUGGAACAGGUGAUGAUUGUAUAUCUAUUGAAAGUGGAUCACAAAACGUUAAAAUCAACGAUUUAACUUGCGGCCCUGGUCACGGUAUCAGCAUUGGGAGCUUAGGAGAUGACAAUUCAAAGGCAUUUGUAUCAGGCGUGACUGUGGAUGGUGCUAAACUUUCCGGUACAGACAAUGGAGUUAGGAUCAAAACUUACCAGGGAGGGUCUGGAACUGCUAGCAACAUUAUAUUUCAGAACAUUCAGAUGGAAAAUGUGAAGAAUCCAAUUAUAAUCGACCAAGAUUAUUGCGACAAGAGCAAAUGCACUGAACAAAAAUCAGCGGUCCAAAUCAAGAACGUGGUCUACCGGAACAUAAGCGGCACAAGCGCAUCGGACAUAGCAAUAACUUUCAACUGCAGCAAGAACUAUCCAUGCCAAGGAAUUGUACUCGACAAAGUGAACAUUAAGGGAGGGAAAGCAAGUUGCAGCAAUGCUAAUGUGAUGGAUAAAGACGGUGUUUUGCCUCAGUGCAAAUCCACCUGAUUAACUAGACCUAUCAAAAAACUCACAUAGAUUUAUAAAUACAUAUAGACCGAUACAAAGUAUACAAAAUUAUGAUAUACACUUGUGGAUAUAUACAUGGACAAUGAAUUUAAACAUAUUGUC